Messenger RNA from Vitis vinifera (wine grape), 3287 nucleotides. RefSeq names its product leucine-rich repeat receptor protein kinase HPCA1. The coding region runs from base 178 to 3012 and encodes 944 amino acids. Gene Ontology annotation, molecular function: protein binding; ATP binding; protein kinase activity. Gene Ontology annotation, biological process: protein phosphorylation. The record is from RefSeq and is a predicted model, not a curated record. The transcript has 19 exons. NCBI's taxonomy places the organism in Eukaryota, Viridiplantae, Streptophyta, Magnoliopsida, Vitales, Vitaceae.
UAACCGUAGUGUUGACGUUGCAGGAAAAAUAUACUGAGUCAACCCCCAUGAACUUUUCUUACUAAAAAGGAUAAGGAAAAGCACAUGUAAAUCUUCAUCCAGUGCUUGGAUAUUUCGACAACUGGGUUUCGUUCAUAUGAAGGUUUCAAGGCCUUUCGUUGGUCACUUUGUUGAGUAAUGGAUUCGAGAUUAAUUCUGGUCUCUCUUCUGAUUGUUUUCAUCCAAUUUAAUUCGGCUACAUGGGCAAGUACAAACACGGAUGAUGCUACAGCUCUCAAGAGUUUGUUGAAGAACCUCCCGUUCACUUGGGUGGGCGCUGAUCCCUGUGUCAACGGUUGGGAGGGAAUUGGUUGCUCCAAUGGACGUGUGAUCUCCAUAACAUUAGCUAGCAUGGAUUUGAAGGGUGAACUGUCUGAAGAUUUCCAGGGGCUAUCUGAAUUAAAGAUUCUGGAUCUAUCUUACAACAAGGGUCUAACAGGAAAUAUUCCAGCAUCAAUUGGGAGUUUAAAGAGCCUAACAAACUUAAUCCUUAUGGGUUGCAGUUUCUCUGGUCAAAUUCCAGAUACAAUAGGAUCUCUAACAAAUCUAGUCGUUUUAUCUCUGAAUUCUAAUAGCUUCAGUGGAGUCAUACCGCCUUCCAUUGGUAAUCUAUAUAAUCUCAAUUGGCUGGAUAUAACUGAAAACCAAAUCACUGGAACCAUUCCAAUCUCUAAUGGGGGUACACCUGGUCUGGAUAUGCUCACCCAAAUGAAACAUUUCCACUUUGGGAAGAACCGGCUCUCUGGCCCAAUCCCCCCUCAACUUUUCAGCUCAAAAAUGACAAUGAUACACUUGCUUCUUGACAACAACCAUCUUACUGGCAGUAUCCCUCCCACACUAGGACUUGCGACAACUUUGGAGAUCAUCCGCCUUGAUAGGAAUUUAUUAAGCGGACCUGUUCCUUCAAACCUCAACAAUCUUACAAGCCUCACUGAGCUGUUGCUGUCCAACAAUAAUUUGACUGGCACUGUGCCUAAUCUUACAGGCAUGAACCACCUCAGCUACCUGGACAUGAGCCAAAAUAAUUUUGAAGUGUCAGACUUUCCUUCAUGGUUUUCAACUUUACUGUCUUUGACAACAUUAACGAUGGAGUUCACAAAACUUACGGGAGAUAUUCCUGUCGCCCUCUUCAGCCUUCCCCAAUUACAGACUGUGAAACUAAGGAACAACCAGAUCACCGGCACACUAGAGUUUGGUUCUGCCUAUAACAGCCAUCUGCGACUCGUGGAUUUGCAGAAAAAUUACAUUAGUGAAUUUAAACCAGGACUAGAAUAUGAAUUUAAGAUAAUACUUGUAGGUAACCCGAUGUGUCAGGAUGAAGGUAAUGAAAAAUACUGCACGCCUGCCCAGCCCAACUCCUCAUAUUCAACACAACCAAAGCACAGCUGUAUCAUCCCUUUCUGUAGUUCAGAUUUAAUUCUCGGCCCCAACUGUUCAUGUGCUUAUCCAUACAUAGGAACCCUUGUCUUCAGAGCUCCUUCUUUUUCAAACUCGGGAGACUCAAGUGAUUACAAAUCAAUUGAGCAGUUCCUGAUGCAACUUUUUCGGUCCCUGCAACUUCCUGUAGACACAGUUUCCCUGAGUAAUUCGACCAUGGUGGAUGAUUACCUUAAAGUUAACCUGAAAGUCUUUCCACAGGGCCAAGAUCGUUUCAAUAGAACAGGAAUUUUUUUGGUUGGCUUUGCUCUCAGCAACCAAACUUCAGCAUUCUCCUUCAUUGCUGAUCCGUAUCAACACUUUGAAGAGGUACCUUCACCCCCGGGAGCAAAGAAGUCAUCAAAUACCGGCAUUAUUGUUGGAGCAACAACAGGUGGUUCCUUCCUUGCGCUAUUAUUACUCUUUGCAGGGGUUUAUGCUUUUUCUCAAAAGAGGAGAGCAGAAAGAGCUACUAAACAGAGCAAUCCUUUUGCAAAGUGGGAUCAGAGAAAAGGCAGUGGUGGUAUUCCUCAGUUAAAAGGAGCAAGACAGUUCACAUUUGAAGAGAUCAAGAAAUGCACCAACAAUUUUUCUGAAGCCAAUAAUGUUGGAUCUGGAGGCUAUGGGAAGGUGUAUAGAGGAAUCCUUCCCACUGGGCAAAUGGUUGCUAUCAAACGAGCUAAACAGGAAUCAAUGCAGGGUGGUCUGGAGUUCAAAACUGAACUUGAGCUUCUAUCAAGAGUUCAUCAUAAAAAUGUUGUCGGCCUUGUAGGUUUCUGCUUUGAGCACGGUGAACAGAUGCUGGUAUAUGAGUUUGUCCCCAAUGGUAGUCUCAAGGAAUCUCUUUCAGGGAAGUCAGGAAUCAGGUUGGACUGGAGGAAAAGACUCAAGGUAGCACUUUGUUCAGCCAGAGGUCUGGCUUAUCUGCAUGAGCUUGCUGAACCUCCCAUCAUCCAUAGGGACAUCAAAUCAAACAACAUUUUAUUGGAUGAACGCUUAAAUGCAAAAGUUGCUGAUUUUGGUCUCUGCAAGCUUUUGGCUGACAGUGAGAAGGGUCAUGUUACCACUCAAGUCAAAGGGACAAUGGGCUAUUUGGAUCCGGAAUAUUACAUGUCCCAACAAUUGACUGAAAAGAGUGAUGUUUACAGCUUUGGAGUGCUAAUGUUGGAGCUAAUAUCAGCAAGAAAGCCAAUAGAGCGAGGGAAAUACAUCGUAAAAGAGGUGAAGAUAGAGAUGGAUAAGACAAAAGAUCUAUACAACCUUCAGGGCCUUCUUGACCCAACCCUGGGCACAACACUUGGAGGGUUCAACAAGUUUGUGGAUCUAGCACUGAGAUGUGUUGAAGAAUCAGGAGCUGAUAGACCUAGAAUGGGUGAGGUGGUGAAAGAGAUUGAAAACAUCAUGCAGCUGGCUGGUCUGAAUCCCAUUAUUGAAUCAUCCUCUGCUUCAGCAAGCUAUGAGGAGUCAAGUACGGGUACUUCCAGCCAUCCCUAUGGCAAUAAUUCCGCUUUUGAUAAUAGUGUGGGCUAUUCCCCUUCCACAGUACAGCCCAAGUGAGCACAGGUGUCAUUUUCUGUUUCUUACAUUAAACUUGUUAGUACUUGGCUGGUUCUUUCUGCUUAGGAGUUAUCUUUAUCUCCUGCCUAUGUGGUGGCCUCUCCAUCCAGCCUUGAACUUGUAUGGAAUUUGUGAUGUUUGUUGAGCCUACAUAAUGUUUGUAUCAUAUGGUGAGAACAAUACUAAGUGCAUAGGUUGUGAUGGAAGGAGUGAAAUUCUUGUAUGAUACUAUAUAUAAAUAAAUAAAAGGAUUACCCUGAAAGAUACAAAAGAAA